UAUUUUCUGUAACCGGAGAGCCACACUGAGAUUUUAGAGGACACAGCAUUCUUUGGCUCAUGACCCCCUUCCUUCAUCUUCAAAGCCAGCAGUGGCAGAUCCAGGCCUUCUCAUAUAACAGCUCUCUGACAGAACUUUUUGCCUCUUUCACCCACUUUUGAGGACUUGCUUGAUUAGAUUGGGCCCAAUGUAUUUAGAAUAAUUUAGGAUAACCUCGCCAUUUCAGAUCCUUAGCUGUAAUUGCAUCUCCAAAGUCCCUUUGUCAUGUAAUACAAUGUAUUCACAGUUCUUAGGGAUUAAGGCCUGUUCAUCUUUGGUGAGCCAUUACUCUGGCCACCACAGGGAUGUUCAUAGGGAGUUUUUUUUAUAGCUCAUCUUCCUUCUCCCUUCCUCCCUUUUUUCUUUCUUUAAUAAACAUUUAUUAAGUACUCUUUCCUAAGGCUGACAUACAGCAGUGAGCAAGACAGCCAGUGUUCCCACUCUCAUGGUGGCUUAAAUUCUAGCACAAAGAUAGAUGACAGACAGGUAGUCAAGUAAAUAAACACAGUAGUUACAGACUGUACCAGGAAGGCAAUAAAUAAGAUGAUGAGUAGAAGGUAGCUGGGCAAGACCACUUUGGCUAAGUGGUCAGGGAGGGGCUUUCUGAGGAAGUGACACAUGAUCUGUGAUCUGAAGUAUGUAAGUCAGCCAGCCACUAAGAAACAGAGGAAGAGGAUUCUAGCAGAGGAAAUGGAAAGUGCAGUCUCUGGGCAGCAAAAGACAUGUCUUAUUCAAGGAACAGUCUGAAAGCCAGUGCAAAUGGAACAGAGUGAGCAAGGCAGAAAAAGUUGACCAAAUGAUGGUAGCAAGACAGGAGAAGUGAGGCCAUGCAGUGCCUGAAAGAUCUUGUGUGGAAAAUUACAGAGGUGUAUUCCAGAGUUGACUGUUCAUGGCACAUACAGUUGGAGGUUGCUCACUGGCACUUAUUUUUAUCAUUGUGUUGUUGUUGGUUAAAGCAAAUAUAGAUGCAUGCAAGAGAGGAGAUGUGACUGUGGAGCCUUCCCGUGUAAUUUCACUUGGAUCAGCUGUCAAUAUUUCAUGCUCUUUGAAGCCCGAACAAGGCUGCUCACAAUAUCCCAGUUUUAACGAGUUAAUCCUCUACAGGUUCAAAAGAAGAAUCAAUUUUCUGCAUGGUCACUUCCUCAGUUCUCAAGUCACAGAUCUUCCUCUGGGUACAACAGUGUUUUUCUGCAAACUGUCCUGUAGCAAAAACAAGGAAUUACAAAUAUGUGGGGCAGAGAUCUUGGUUGGUGUUGUUCCAGAACAGCCUCAAAACUUAUCUUGUAUACAGAAGGGUGAACGUGGGACUGUGACCUGCACCUGGGACAGAGGACAAGACACCCAUCUAUAUACUGCGUAUACUUUACAGUUAAGUGGACCAAAAAAUUUAACUUGGCAGAAGCAAUGUAAUAGUCAUUAUUGUGACCAUUUGGACCUUGGAGUCAGUCUAACCCCUGAAAUGCCUGAAUCCAGCUACACAGCCAAGGUUACUGCUAAUAAUAGCCUUGGAAGUGCUUCAUCAUUUCCAUCCACAUUUACAUUCCUGGACAUAGUGAGACCUCUUCCCCCAUGGGACAUCAGAAUCAAAUGUGUGAACGCUUCUGUGAGCAGAUGUAUCCUUCGGUGGAGCGAUGAGGGGCUGGUGCUGCUUAACCGACUCAGAUAUCGGCCCAACAGCAGUGGGCCCUGGGAAAUGGUCAGUACUACAAAUGCCAAAGGAAGACAUGAUUUGCUGGAUCUGAAGCCAUUUACAGAGUAUGAAUUUCAGAUUUCCUCUAAGCUACAUCUAUAUAAAGGGAGUUGGAGUGAUUGGAGUGAAUCGUUGAGAACACAAACACCAGAAGAAGAGCCUACAGGGACAUUGGAUGUCUGGUACAUGAAACAGCACAUUGACUACAGUAGACAACAGAUUUCUCUUUUCUGGAAGAAUAUGACUGUAUCUGAGGCACGAGGAAAAAUCCUCCACUAUCGUGUGACCUUGCAGGAGGUGGCAGGAGGGAAAGUCACACUACAGAACAUCACAGAACACACCUCCUGGACGUGGGUCAUUCCCAGAACUGGAAAUUGGGUUGUGACUGUGUCUGCAGCUAACUCAAAAGGCAGUUCCUUGCCUACUCAUAUUAACAUAACGGACCUGUGUGGGACAGGGUUGCUGGCUCCUCGCCAGGUCUCUGCAGAUUCGAAGGGUGUGGACAACAUUAUGGUGACGUGGGAGCCUCCUGGGAAAGCUGCACCUGCUGUCCAGGAGUAUGUGGUGGAAUGGAGGGAGCCCCAUCCCAGGGGUGGCACACAGCCCCCUCUGAACUGGCUGCGGUGUACCCCACUCAACGUGUCGGCUCUGAUUUCAGAGAACAUAAAACCCUACAACUGUUAUGAAAUCAGCGUGUGUGCGAUAUCCGGGGACCAGAGAGGGUGCACCUCCAUCCGGGGUAACUCGAAGCACAAACCACCACGGAGUGGCCCCCACAUUAAUGCCAUCUCAGAGGAAAAGGGGAGUAUGGUAAUUUCGUGGAAUGAAAUUCCAGCCCAGGAGCAAAUGGGCUGCCUCCUCCAUUACAGGAUAUACUGGAAGGAACAGGACUCCAAUUCCCAGCCUCAAGUGUGCGAAAUUCCCUACAGGGUAUCCCCCAAUUCACAUUCAAUAGACAACCUGCAGCCCAGAGUGACAUAUGUCCUGUGGAUGACAGCUCUGACAGCUGCUGGGGAAAGCCCCCCAGGAAACGAGAGGGAGUUUUGUCUGCAAGGUAAAGCCAACUGGAGUGUGUUUGUGGCACCAAGCAUUUGUGUUGCUGUCGUCAUAGUGGGCAUUUUCUCAAUGCGUUACUUCCGACAAAAGGUAUCUGUUCUCCUUUUGGCCCUCAGACCUCAGUGGUGUAGUAAAGAAAUUCCAGACCCAGCGAACAGCACCUGGGCCAAGAAAUACCCCAUCGUGGAGGAGAAGCAGCAGCUGCCCUCGGACAGACUCCUGACAGACCCGCCCAAUCCUGAAGAACCUGAGACCCUGAUCAUCACUGAAGUCCUUCAUCAAGUAACCCCACUCUUCAGACAUCCCUAUCACCCCAACUGGCCAGACAAGGGGCAAGGAGUCCAAGGUCACUAUACCUCUGAGGAAGACACACAGUACAGUGCUUCAAGCCUACCACCUUCAAAAGCUCUCAUAGCAGAGACAGGACAACUCGUGGAUCUGUACAAGAUGCUGGGGAGCAGGGGCUCUGACUCAAAGCCAGGACACCUAGCGAGCCCCUUGACAGUUCUCCCAGUGGACUACCUUCCCACCCAUGAGGGAUACUUACCUUCCAAUAUAGAGUAUCUCCCUUCACAUGAGGUUCCUAUAACUGACCCUAUGAAAGAACUAGAACCUCAACACAUCUCUCUUUCCAUUUUCCCUUCAAGUUCCCUUCACCCACUCACCUUCUCUUGUGACAAGAAGCUGACUCUGGAUCGGUUAAAGAUGGGAUGCAACUCCCUCAUGCUGUAAGUGGUGAAGUUUGGACAGUCAAUGUGUCCCCAACCCUGAAUGUGUCCCACCUCCCCAGACUUCUACUCCAGUGGCCAACACCUCUAAGGUGCUACCAUCAGGUUUGCAACUAGAGGGCAGACAAGCAGCUCAGGAUCAAUCUUGGGAACUGAACUAACCCAGAUACACAUCUUGCCUUCUCUAGAGGGCCUUGGGAUUAUGGGUAAUCCUUGAACAAUGUGAGGGUUAGGGGCACAAGCUUAAACCAGCAUAUUUUUUUGACUCCCCAGAAAGAUAACUGUUGGCCUGAUGACCACUCUUAUUGAUAACCUAUUUUGUGUAUGUAUUAUAUACUGUAUUCUACAAUAAAGCUAGAGAAAAUGUUACAAAAGUCAUAUGAAAAAUAUAUUCAUAGUACUAUACUAUAUUCACUGAAGAAAAUCCACCUAAAUAGACCCGCACAAUUCAAACCCAUGUUGUCCAAUGGUCACUUGUACACUGUGUGCACCAAGACUCCAAUCUGGUUUCCUACAACUUCUUGGCUCUGUUUGUCGGGAAAGGGAAAGGGUAGAGUUCAAACCAAGCCUCUUACUAGCAAUCACUAACAGUGCAGGGGACUGUUCACUCAACAGUUUAUAAAGCAGCUACUCCAUAGCAGGUCAUACACCUAGGUCAGUAGUAUCCAAUAGGCCUAAGGUAGAAAUGUUUAUAUAUCUUCACUGUUCAAUGCAGUAGAUAUGAACCACAUUGGCUAUUGACCACUUUGGAAUUUGUGUAGUAGAACCGAGGGAGUAAGCGGAUUUUGACUGUUAUUAGUCACACAUGGCUAGUGGCUACUGUACUGGAGGGCACAGAUCAAAAUGACAGAUACACCAGUAAGCAUUAUAGGGAGUUUUCAAAACAGAUCAACACUGUUUUACAGAUAAGGACAUAAAAGUCCCCCCAAGAUGGUCAUGACUGUCCUUAUGAAAGCCUACACAAAUGUACCUUUUUCCUAUUGUUUCAUCAUCACCCUCUUUCAGUGAAUCAAGAGCAGCUUUAUGGUGGAAAGUUACCAUAAACCUUCCGUGAAGACCCUGGGCUAACAGCUUUCCCUCUCUGAAAUCCAGUGUCUUGGAAAGUAGUGGGCCAAAGGCUGACACCUUGUUUCCUCUUCCUUCUGCUGCAGCAGCUGUUGCCUUCAGGAUCA
Mustela erminea (ermine) is the source of this 4685-nucleotide messenger RNA. RefSeq names its product interleukin 12 receptor subunit beta 2 (gene IL12RB2). Bases 929 to 3517 code for a protein of 862 amino acids. NCBI's taxonomy places the organism in Eukaryota, Metazoa, Chordata, Mammalia, Carnivora, Mustelidae. The transcript has 16 exons. Gene Ontology annotation, molecular function: cytokine binding; cytokine receptor activity. The record is from RefSeq and is a predicted model, not a curated record. Gene Ontology annotation, biological process: cytokine-mediated signaling pathway. Gene Ontology annotation, cellular component: membrane; signaling receptor complex; external side of plasma membrane.